UUAAUAAUAUUAAUUAUAAUAUUUGUUUAGAUAUAGAUAUUUUUAACGUAAAAAAAAUUCAAAAUAGAAUAGUUUCAAAGUUCUAUUUAUAUUAGUGUAUCAUAACAAAUCUCUUGAUGCUUGAUAGUCAGUAGCUAUAUUUACCUGCAAAUUUAUAAUUAAAUUCAAUCUUUGUUAUUUCUUAUAAUUUUUAUUAAAAAUGUCAAAAGAUAUAAAUAAUUAUAUAUUUGAAACUCUAUUAGGACAAGGCACUUUUGGAUCCGUUUAUUUAGUGCGACGAAAGAAAGAUUCUAAACCAUUCGUAAUUAAAAAACAAAUUUUUGAUAAUGUAAAUGCAUUGCCUUUUAAGAACAUAUUAGAAGAAGUGAAAUGUUUAUAUACAUUAAGACAUCCUAAUAUAAUAGUCUAUCAUGGAGCUUGGAUAGAAGAUAAUCACUGUUAUAUUCUUAUGGAAUAUGCAACACGAUGCACUUUGAAGGAUUUAUUAAUAACACAUGAGACAUCACUCAAAGAGGAAGAUGCAUUAUAUUUAUUUUCUCAAAUUGUUCUUGGAGUUCACCAUAUUCAUUCUAAAAAGAUUCUUCAUAGAGAUUUAAAACCAGAAAAUAUUAUGUUGACUGGUAGUCGUGGUGAUAUCAUUAAAAUCGGAGAUUUUGGUGUGUCGAAGAGUUUGAAAGAAUUAAAAAAUCCAUCAAUUAUUUCUUGCGCUGGAUCAUUUUGUUAUAUGGCUCCAGAAAUGUUGAAAGGUGAAUCUUAUGAUUUUAAAUGCGACAUAUGGAGCAUGGGUAUUAUUCUUUAUGAAAUGAUUACGAAAAAGCAUCCAUUUUCCGCUACGACUUUAACAGAAAUUAUGAAAAAGAUUUGUGAAGAAAAACCACGACCUCUUCCUAAAGGAACAUCAUCAUCUGUUAUUAGUCUCAUAUCAAAAAUGUUGAGAAAACAAUCAUUUUAUCGUCCAAAAACAAAUCAAUUAGUCUUGAGUCCGUAUCUAGUACCUUUCAUUAUUCGAAUAUAUUUAAAUUUAGGACGUGUUUUGAAUAUUGCUAACAAGGAUAAUGAAAAUUUUAAUCCUGAAAUAUUUUUAAAAUUUUUGAAAGCUCAAUUUAAUAGAAUUGUUCAAGAGACGGUUAUCGAACUCGGUUUCUCUAUACUAGGAUCAAAAGCGUAACGACAGGAAGCAAAGACCGGAACUGCGGAAUACUCGUUUCAUUUCAUCACAUGUACCUUUUGAAAACUGUUCAGUUCGUUUUUAGUUAGAGGAAUAUCAUACUUCUGCGUAUAUAAAUUCAAUAAAUGUGUUGUUAACUUUUGAUCAAAAAAAUCAAAAAAAAAUAAUUGAAGUUGAGAAUCAAUUUCUCAAGCAAUUUAAAGAACGAAAUUUCAUAUUUUC
Apis cerana (Asiatic honeybee) is the source of this 1390-nucleotide messenger RNA. RefSeq names its product serine/threonine-protein kinase Nek5. Lineage: Eukaryota; Metazoa; Arthropoda; Insecta; Hymenoptera; Apidae. Gene Ontology annotation, molecular function: ATP binding; protein kinase activity. Gene Ontology annotation, biological process: protein phosphorylation. The record is from RefSeq and is a predicted model, not a curated record.